AUGGCAACGAACUCAGCCCCAGACAUCGAUAUGGUCAUUGAAGAAACAAGAACGACCCCGUUUACAAACAUAAUCGCCAUCGUAAGACUACAUCACGUGGAAAAAUUAAAAUUCCCAGAGUACGCUGGAAGCACAGACCCAAAAGCCCAUGUGCGAUCCUUUCGCCUAGCAAUAUCGAGAGCGCACCUCACCGACGACGAAAAAGAAGCUGGGUACUGCCGUUUCUUCGCCGAAAAUCUCACUGGAGCCGCACUAGAAUGGUUUGCCGGACUAGAAGAAAAUUCUAUAGACAACUUCACCCAGUUGGUGUCAACAUUCCUGAAACAAUACUCAGUCUUCAUAGAGACCAAAUUUAAGGAAGAACUGGCAGUUCGAACACCUGUAUCACUGGACGACGCCUUACACAGAGCCUCGUACUUCGCCACCCACGAAGAGGAGGUCGCAGCAUUAAAGGAACAAUACAGUGUGAACAAGAAUAAUGCGUCUAAAAAGCCGCCUACCUCCAAAGAACCAACCACCAAGGGACAACACUCCUACCCAAUAAAUAACUCGCCGCAGAAAUCAUCAACAUACGACCUCAGCAAAUACUGCGCCUUCCCCGAUCGUAAAGGCCAGUCAACCGAGGAAUGCCGAGCAGCACUUCGCAAUCAAAACAAAAAUAAGAAAACUAACGAAGAAGCAGGAGAAGAAGAGGAACCAGUAACUCCGAAAUCGAACCGAAAAACCAAGGUCCCAACGAACAAAAGGGGUAGGGAGAUCGAGCAGGAAUCACCAAGCUCUCCACCUCCGGCUCCGAAGAAAAGAGUCGGCAUGAUUUUAUGGGGGCAGAACAGCAAAGCAACUGACGAAAUCAAGAGCCAAACCGAAGGAAAAAUCUGUUUCGAGAUCACGGUAGCAAUCCGCACACUAGAAAAAACCGACGAGGACAACACUCCUCCCCAGGUCAUGAAGUACAACUAA
Brassica rapa (field mustard) is the source of this 960-nucleotide messenger RNA. RefSeq lists its product as uncharacterized. The record is from RefSeq and is a predicted model, not a curated record. Lineage: Eukaryota; Viridiplantae; Streptophyta; Magnoliopsida; Brassicales; Brassicaceae.